AAAAAAAAUAAAAAAAAAAUCGAUAGAAAAUCAGAGAGGAGGACCGGUUGGAGGAGGUUGUGGUGGAAAAGAGAGAGAGAGAGAGCGGCCAUGGAAACUGCUAUGUGCGGUCGAGUCCCUCUUUCACCGAACCACGUCUUCAACCCUACCAAACCUGGGGAUAAGUACUCUGCUUACAAGCAAUGCACGAACCGGAGCGUUUUGAUGACAGUAUCCGCCGCUGGGCUAGGGAAAGGUGGCGGCUUACUGGAGAAGCCUACCAUUGAGAAGACGACACCUGGCCGUGAAUCUGAGUUCGACUUGAGAAAAUCAAGGAAAAUGUCGCCACCUUACCGUGUUCUGCUGCAUAACGACAACUUCAACAAGCGGGAGUAUGUUGUCCAAGUGUUAAUGAAGGUCAUCCCUGGAAUGAGCCUCGACAAUGCAGUUAAUAUCAUGCAAGAGGCUCAUUAUAAUGGCCUGGCUGUGGUAAUUAUCUGUGCCCAAGUUGAUGCAGAGGAGCAUUGUAUGCAACUGAGAGGAAAUGGUCUUUUGAGUUCAAUUGAGCCUGCCAGUGGUGGCUGUGAGUAAUCUCAUAUUGUCAGAAAAAUGCAUGUCUUUUGCAACAGUUUUAAUCCAUUUCUUGUGCUAGAAUUCUGCUCAUAUGUACAUAUAAACUCGAAAAGUUCAUAUUAAUAUGAACCUUUGUUACCAAGUUAAGACAUGUCUACAACUAUAGAGAUGGACGGUUAUCAGUUUGCGUGCAUUGUAUCCAAAUUUGUUUACCAAGACCGUUAUCAUCUUUACCAUCUCUUUCCUCCAUGGGAUUCUUCUUUACCAAGUUAUAGCCUUAUAAGGACAUGUUCGAGUUGAUUUUACUUUUUUCUCA
Messenger RNA from Alnus glutinosa, 868 nucleotides. RefSeq names its product ATP-dependent Clp protease adapter protein CLPS1, chloroplastic. Gene Ontology annotation, biological process: proteolysis; protein catabolic process. The transcript is spliced from 3 exons. The record is from RefSeq and is a predicted model, not a curated record. Bases 91 to 570 code for a protein of 159 amino acids. Lineage: Eukaryota; Viridiplantae; Streptophyta; Magnoliopsida; Fagales; Betulaceae.